AUGCAGACGCGCCGCCGCGCGGUCGCGGCGGGCGCGUCCGCAGCGCCGCCGCUGCCGCAAGAGCUGCAGUCCCUCGUCCUGUCCGCGCUCCUGCGCGCCCUCGAGGCGCCCGACGAGGCCGAGUAUGCUCUCUACCCCCACCGCUCCUCGUUCACGUGGCUCUCCUCCUCGCUGCGCCGCGUGUGCACCGCCUGGCGCGCCGCCGCCGACGCGCACCCGUCGUACGCGCGCCGCGCGCGCCUCGACCGCCUGCAGUCCCUGGUGCUCGCGAACGACGGGGCCCACCUGCUGAGCGGCGCGCGGGCGCCCGCGCAGCGCCGCGCGCGCGCCGCGUGUGCGCGGCGGCUCGCGGCGCGCGUAGAGCUCGCCCUUCCCGCAGCAGACGCCACCACCUCCGGCGCCGGGAGCGGCGCCGGCGCGGCGGCACCCUGGAAGACGGUCCCUGCGUCCGUCGUCCGCCGCAUGACACCUGGCGAGCUCCGCGGUCUGCCCCACUCCGCGCUGCUGCUGGCGGUGCCCGCCGGUGAGCUGGCGUGCCCGGCGGCGCUGGCGGCGCUGUUGCGGGAUGUGGCGCUCCUCGACGCGCGGUGCGGCGCGCCGCUCGUCAUCAAGCUCACGGGCGGCGCGGCGGCCGCGGCAGCAGCAGGGUCCGCGGCGGCCGCGGCGACAGUGGCAGACGCAGCAGCCGGAGCAGCGGGAGUUGCAGCGACGGCUGCGGAUGCAGCGGCGGCAGGGGGAGUCGCAGCAGCAGGGCCAGCAGCAUCGGCAGCGGCAGCAGCAGAAGGAAUUCCAGCGGCAGGAGCAGGGGCAGCAGCAGUAGUAGCAGCGGGAGGCGGCGCAGGCGGCGGCAGCAGCGGCGUCGGCGCGGCGGGCGCCGGCGCGCCCCGGACCCCACUUCCAGCGGCGGCGGGCCUCUCUUUGGAGGCGGCGGCGGAGGUGUACCGCUCCCUGCCGGCGGUGGCUGCGGCGGUCAAUAUGGAGGGGGCGCCCGCGGGCGGCGCGCUGUACUUCGUUCCAACAAAGCAUGGCUUCCGGCGGAGCCGGCCGCCCGGCGCGGCCGCCGCGGCGCGCUGA
Monoraphidium neglectum is the source of this 1074-nucleotide messenger RNA. RefSeq lists its product as hypothetical. The record is from RefSeq and is a predicted model, not a curated record. The coding region runs from base 1 to 1074 and encodes 357 amino acids. Lineage: Eukaryota; Viridiplantae; Chlorophyta; Chlorophyceae; Sphaeropleales; Selenastraceae. The transcript has a single exon.